AUGCUUUUAGAAAACAUCAAUUUUACCGAUUUUCUUCUUUUCAUUGCAUCCAUUUUUCUUAUUUACUUCUUCCAAUUCUACUAUAAAUACUUUACACGUCCUAACCCUCUUCCUGGACCUAUACCUUUACCCUUCUUUCAAAAUGAACUAGAGUUUAAAGGUGACUUAAGAGAAUUUAAUCUAUCAUUAAAGAAAAGGUAUGGUGCCAUUUGUGAAGUUCAUUUUGGCGGGCAUCGAAGAAUUAUACUAUCUCAUCCGGAAUAUGUUGAAAAGAUAUUUUCUUCAUCAAUAACAAACCCCACUUUUUCAGCAAGAACUCAUCAAGUACAAGGAUUGGAAGAGCUUAAAGUAUUAGAUAAAGGAAUAUUAUUUAAUAAUAAUUUAAAAAGUUGGAAGUUUAAUCGUCAGUUCUUUACCCAAGUAAUUUUAACCCCAAGUUUUAAAAAUGACGUCAUCUUAUGGUCUUAUAAACUUUUCGAAGAGUUAGAAAGUUAUUGGCAAUCUAUUGCAAGAAAUAUGACAAGUAGCAAUAUAACACGUGGUGAUACAUGUGAAUGGGCUCUCGAGGCUGAUUUUUCACAAUGGUUUCAUAGAUAUUCCUAUGAUAUAGUUGCAACAUUAAUUACUGGUGAACGAUCUUAUUCAAUGGCUUUUUAUAAUAACUCUCUUAGUACAACAAAAGUUCAAUUACCAAGUGAAUUAAUCGAGAAUUCGAAUGAAUUUAUAACUGAAAUUCGCAGUUAUUCUCUUGGUGUUACAAUAUUUAUGAGCAUAAGUUCAUUAAUGCGUCAUUAUAACCCUUUUAUUAGGAAUAAAGCAAUUUCUUUAUUAAAAAAUCAAAUUGAAGAGGAUCCUAAUGUUGUUAAAUUAAGAAAUGAUAUGUUAACAUAUUUGAUUACUGCUAAAACUGAUCUAAAUAAAAUAAAAUAUAUUGAAAAUGAUGAAAUGAGACCUAUGACCGAUGAUGAAAUUAGAAUAAAUUUAUUGGAUGCUUUCGUGAAUGGAACUGAUACUACAGCAAAUUUAUUUUGUUUUAUAACUUAUUACCUCUGUCAUAAUCCUAACGUGAAACAAAAAGUUCUUGCCGAAAUUGAUAAAUUCUUUCCUUUUAUUACUCCUCACAAAAUUACUCAUGAAAACCUUUUCAAACUAAAAUAUUGUGAAGCAGUAAUCAUGGAGACGAAUCGAUUGAUGCCAGCUGUGAACAAUAUAACUAGAUAUUCUACUGAUACUUGUGAAGUAGCAGGUUAUAAAUGGGAUAAAGGUCAAUAUUUUGCAAUUAAUAUAAUUAGUUUACAUUUAAACGAAAAUUACUGGGAAGAUCCUGAAGUUUUUAAUCCUGAUCGAUUUUAUCAUAGUCUUGAAACUAGUAAUGAUACUACUGAUACGGAUGAUACAAAAAUGGCAAAAAAUAAAUUUUCUUACACUAUAUUUGGUGGUGGGCUUCGCAUAUGUCCAGGUAGAAAGUUGGCAAUGAUUGAAUUGCUUUCUUUAAUGACCUUAGUUUAUGGAAAAUAUGAUUUUGAAUUAAGUGAUAUGAAUGACAAAUUGAAUGUUAAAUCCGCGGCUAUCACUUCUUGUCAAGAAUUGAAAGUUAUAAUUAAACCUAGAAAACUAUAA
Molecule: messenger RNA, 1620 nt
Organism: Cetraspora pellucida
Lineage: Eukaryota; Fungi; Glomeromycota; Glomeromycetes; Diversisporales; Gigasporaceae
Source: the annotation of a GenBank genome assembly